Messenger RNA from Xenia sp. Carnegie-2017, 1043 nucleotides. RefSeq names its product pituitary homeobox 1-like. The coding region runs from base 127 to 753 and encodes 208 amino acids. Gene Ontology annotation, molecular function: RNA polymerase II transcription regulatory region sequence-specific DNA binding; DNA-binding transcription factor activity, RNA polymerase II-specific. The transcript is spliced from 3 exons. Lineage: Eukaryota; Metazoa; Cnidaria; Anthozoa; Malacalcyonacea; Xeniidae. The record is from RefSeq and is a predicted model, not a curated record. Gene Ontology annotation, biological process: regulation of transcription by RNA polymerase II.
ACAUUUCCUUCUAAUUAAUAUCCAACUCCGUCGCUUUAAAUUCAAAUCAAUCGUGCAAUUUUAUACAUGACAUUUCAGUGUUUAACACAGUGAUUGCAUUUUGUCCGCACAUGAGAAGAAUCGAAGAUGUCCAAAUCAAGUUCAUUCUCUAUUGAUGUAUUAUUAAGACCGGAUAAAAAGGAGAACAAAGCGAAGGAAAGUUGUGAUGCUGACACAGAAAUCAAAAGAAAGGAUUUCAAUAAAGAAAUAAAUGCAGACGCCGUCAUGAAACAGACGGAAAUAACUGGGAACAAGACAAGAAGAGCAAGGACAGCGUUUACACAACGUCAAUUAUCAAUGAUGGAGAGAGCAUUUACAAGAACUCACUAUCCCGAUGUCUUUAUGCGUGAGCGAUUGGCUUCAUUUACUAAUCUCCCAGAAUCUAGAAUACAGGUAUGGUUCAAGAAUCGACGUGCAAAACAUAGAAAACUGGAAUCUCAGUACCCACUUCAACUUAUUCACCCCACUUUAUCAUCGUUUAAAAAAUGUACGGUGCCUUUGAGUAACGAAGAGUUGUAUUUAACACAAGAUAGUAAACAGAUAUUAUUUAAACCGAAUGUAUUACUUACACAUCAACCAAUUCAGACAUACAUGAACAUUGCCUAUGCUCGAAGAAACAGACAAAUAUUGCCCUUGUAUCGUCCAACUGCUCUUGCUGAAUCUUCUCAAGAUCCUAGUGAAAGUUGUACUGCACGGAUAAAUUCAUGGAUAUAAUUGUGGAAGAAUGAUUCUUAAAAAAGAAUGAUGUUUAGAGAACCCUACGUUGUAUAAAAAACAGCCUUGUAAAUAUUUAAACUAUUUAUAUGCUGUAAGCGUCAUAGACAUUGAAUGAAGAAUCAGCUUUACCCUCCAUAAAUGGUCAGUCGAUUCCAGGAAAUGUUAUAAUAAUCUGUAUUUUAUAAAUCACUUGCCGUCAGUAAAUUCCAAGAAAUGCCAUUAUAAACUGUAUAUUUUAUAAAUCUUUGUGUAAAUGAUUAAAAAAAGUUCAUAUUAUUGCAAAGAAA